Molecule: messenger RNA, 1717 nt
Organism: Tripterygium wilfordii
Lineage: Eukaryota; Viridiplantae; Streptophyta; Magnoliopsida; Celastrales; Celastraceae
Product: tubulin alpha-5 chain
Exons: 5
Coding region: 128-1477 (449 amino acids)
Biological process (GO): microtubule cytoskeleton organization; mitotic cell cycle
Cellular component (GO): microtubule; cytoplasm
Molecular function (GO): GTP binding; structural constituent of cytoskeleton
Source: RefSeq, a predicted model, not a curated record
AAAGGAAAGGAAAGAAAACAACUGAGAAAAUUGAUCGAGGACCGGCUGGAGAGAGAGAGAGGAGAGAGAGUCUUGAGCGAGAAAGAGAGAGGGAGCUAGGGGUUUGUUCGUUUUCGGAGGAGAAGAGAUGAGAGAGAUUAUAAGUAUACACAUAGGUCAAGCGGGAAUUCAGGUUGGUAACUCAUGCUGGGAGCUCUACUGCCUCGAACAUGGUAUCCAACCCGAUGGCAUGAUGCCUAGUGACACUUCUGUAGGUGUUGCACACGAUGCUUUUAAUACGUUCUUCAGUGAGACCGGUGCAGGCAAGCAUGUACCUAGAGCUAUAUUUGUCGAUUUGGAACCAACUGUAAUUGAUGAAGUUAGGACUGGGACUUAUAGGCAACUUUUCCACCCAGAGCAGCUUAUAUCUGGCAAGGAAGAUGCUGCUAAUAACUUCGCAAGAGGACAUUAUACAGUUGGGAAGGAAAUCGUAGAUCUUUGUCUAGAUCGAGUGAGGAAGUUGGCUGAUAACUGCACUGGUUUGCAAGGAUUCUUAGUGUUCAAUGCUGUUGGUGGUGGAACUGGUUCCGGUCUAGGUUCUUUGUUGUUAGAACGCCUUUCUGUGGAUUAUGGAAAGAAGUCAAAGUUGGGGUUCACCAUCUAUCCUUCUCCACAGGUCUCAACAGCAGUUGUUGAGCCUUAUAAUAGUGUUCUUUCUACUCAUUCCCUCCUGGAGCACACAGAUGUUGCCGUUCUCUUGGACAAUGAAGCCAUAUAUGACAUUUGCCGAAGAUCAUUGGAUAUUGAGAGGCCAACUUACACCAAUUUGAACCGAUUGAUCUCGCAAAUUAUAUCAUCAUUGACAACAUCGUUAAGGUUUGAUGGUGCAAUAAACGUGGAUAUUACUGAAUUCCAGACCAACCUUGUGCCAUACCCCCGUAUCCAUUUCAUGCUUUCUUCAUAUGCCCCCGUCAUCUCUGCUGAAAAGGCAUAUCACGAGCAACUAUCAGUUCCUGAGAUCACAAAUGCUGUCUUUGAGCCAUCGAGCAUGAUGGCUAAGUGUGAUCCAAGACAUGGGAAAUACAUGGCGUGCUGUUUGAUGUAUCGUGGAGAUGUUGUUCCCAAGGACGUCAAUGCUGCUGUAUCCACUAUCAAAACUAAAAGAACUGUUCAGUUUGUUGACUGGUGCCCAACUGGCUUCAAGUGCGGUAUCAACUACCAGCCUCCAACAGUUGUACCUGGUGGGGAUCUUGCUAAGGUGCAGCGCGCUGUUUGUAUGAUCAGCAACAACACAGCCGUAGCUGAGGUGUUUGCACGCAUUGAUCACAAAUUUGAUCUCAUGUAUUCGAAAAGGGCGUUUGUUCACUGGUAUGUUGGUGAGGGCAUGGAGGAAGGAGAGUUCUCAGAAGCCCGUGAAGAUCUGGCUGCUCUUGAGAAAGACUAUGAGGAAGUUGGUGCUGAAGGUGUUGAUGAUGAAGAGGAAGGCGAAGAUUACUGAUGUAAUGUAGGAAGGGAAUACGACUUGAAGUUGGUUCAGUCUAUUGUACUGGUUUGCCCACCACCCUCUCCUCUCUUUGAUGUGUGUGUCGUGUUCACUGUCUUCUUUCUGCCUGCUGUAAAAUUGCCCCCUUUUUCCCUCCCUUAUGUGACAUGAUUAAUGCUUUCAGUCAAUUUAUCCAUUCUGGAAGUAUGGAUGCAGAACAAUUAUAUUGAACUAUUAUGAUUUUCUCGUCCUUUU